Messenger RNA from Antrostomus carolinensis (chuck-will's-widow), 1400 nucleotides. Its product is annotated as putative Dol-P-Glc:Glc(2)Man(9)GlcNAc(2)-PP-Dol alpha-1,2-glucosyltransferase. Gene Ontology annotation, cellular component: endoplasmic reticulum. The annotation marks the transcript as partial. Gene Ontology annotation, molecular function: dolichyl pyrophosphate Glc2Man9GlcNAc2 alpha-1,2-glucosyltransferase activity. Lineage: Eukaryota; Metazoa; Chordata; Aves; Caprimulgiformes; Caprimulgidae. The record is from RefSeq and is a predicted model, not a curated record. Gene Ontology annotation, biological process: dolichol-linked oligosaccharide biosynthetic process; protein N-linked glycosylation. The transcript has 2 exons.
AGCGGGGCCUGGGCGGGAGCGGUCUGUCGCUGCGUCUCUGCGGUCUGUAACUCUGUCUCUCUCCUUUUUCCAGUGGGACCCCAUGAUCACCACGCUGCCAGGCCUGUACCUGGUCUCGGUGGGAGCAGUGAAGCCUGCGGCAUGGCUCUUCGGGUGGACGGGAAGCGUGGUGUGCUCUGUGGCGAUGCUCAGGUUUAUUAACCUCCUUUUCAGUGCUGGGAACUUCUAUUUACUGUAUUUACUUCUGUUCAAGAUCCAUCAGAAGAAUAAGGCUGUGUCUGGUUUCCAGAAAAUCUUGUCUACGUUAAGUCUUGCAAUGUUUCCUACCCUUUAUUUUUUUACAUUCCUUUAUUAUACAGACCCAGGAUCAGUAUUUUUUACUCUCUUUGCCUAUUUAAUGUGCCUUUAUGGUAACCAUAAAACUUCAGCUCUGCUUGGAUUUUGUGGCUUCAUGUUUCGUCAGACGAAUAUUGUGUGGACAGUUUUUUGUGCUGGAAAUGUUGUUGCAGAGAAGCUAAAUGAAGCCUGGAAGACAGAGUUACAGAAAAAGAAAGAUGAAAAGAUUUCUUCCAAGAAAGGAUCAUUUUCAGAUUUCAUCAGAAUAUUGCAGUUUCUUAUAGAAUAUCUCAUAUCACCUAAAAAUUUAGUUACACUUACUGCUUUAACUUGGCCAUACAUCAUAUUAGUAACCAUGUUCUUUGUUUUUGUCUUCAUCAAUGGUGGAAUAGUUGUUGGUGACAGAAGUAGCCAUGAGGCCUGUUUGCACUUCCCUCAGCUGUUCUAUUUUCUGUCCUUUACUGUCUUUUUUUCAUUCCCUCAUUUAUUGACUCCUACUAAAAUCAGGAAAUUCCUUCUGUCAUUACGAAAGCACCCUGUGCAGUACAGCCUAAUUGCUGUCAUCUCUUUAUUCCUGAUCUGGAAAUUUACCUAUGUUCAUAAGUAUUUACUAGCAGAUAACAGACAUUAUACAUUUUAUGUCUGGAGAAAAAUCUUCCAGAGACACAAGCUUGUAAAAUACAUAUUGGUUCCAGUCUAUAUGUUUGCUGGCUGGAGUUUUGCUGAUACACUGAAAUCAAAAUCAAUAUUCUGGAGCUUAAUGUAUUUUGUAUGUUUGUUAGCAGUCACAGUUCCUCAAAAAUUGCUAGAAUUUCGUUACUUUAUUUUGCCAUUCUUAAUAUAUAGGCUCAAUAUUCCAUUUCCAUCUCUAUAUAGACAGCUUCUGGAGUUGGCUUUUUAUAUUGUUGUGAAUGCUGUAACUUUUCAUCUUUUUCUAAACAGAACAUUCCAAUGGCCAAAUAGUGAUGAAAUCCAGAGGUUUAUGUGGUGAUUUUUUUUUUUUUUUAAUAUACUUUCAUACCUUCGGGAAAACCCAGUUCUGUUUCAGGACUAUGGACUCUGGA